Molecule: messenger RNA, 1194 nt
Organism: Papilio xuthus (Asian swallowtail)
Lineage: Eukaryota; Metazoa; Arthropoda; Insecta; Lepidoptera; Papilionidae
Exons: 8
Coding region: 32-1027 (331 amino acids)
Molecular function (GO): serine hydrolase activity
Source: RefSeq, a predicted model, not a curated record
AGGUCGAUGGAAACUUCGGGGACUUCCAAAAAUGGGAGAAAUAGCGAGAAUUUUUACAUUCGCUGUUUGCCAGGGGAGAUCAAGCCACAGUUUAAAAAAGCAGUUAUCAACGUGUUUGAAGCGACCUCUAGUGUGCACUUCUCCACUGGUUAGCUGCGAUCGAAAUGCGCACACGCAGGACAUCACCAGGAACAUCAAACAUAUCAGCAACGACAAGAUCAAACUCUCUGUAGACCCUCAAACUAUGAAAUGUGCUGAACCAAUAAACAAACCCAUGUGUAUAAUGCUUAGCUGGUUACUAUCCAAACCAAAGCACGUGAUGAAGUACGCGGAGCUUUACUUAGAACAGGGCUAUGACGUCAUCUCCGUGUCCUGCACACCAUGGCAACUCAUGAGACCCAUGAACGGAGUAAAGGUAGUAGCGCGGGACCUAAUCAAGUUUAUGUAUCACAACGGUGACAAGUUCGUGGUGCAUGGCUUCUCUGUGGGAGGCUACGUGUGGUCAGAAGGUCUCGUCUAUGCUGUUAACGAUAAGAAAUUAUACCAGCCGGUGCUGGACCGUGUGGAGGCGCAGGUGUGGGACUCAGUGGCGGACCUGACUGCCGUCACUGUUGGGGUACCGUACGCGCUCUUCCCCAACAAUAAGUUCCUGCGUAGUACUUUGCAUUCCACUUUAGAAUUAUACUUGAAAGUAUUCAGUUCAGUGACAGCUCAGUACAAGCUUGCAUCUGACACGUAUUAUUCCACACCUUGCCGCGCACCCGGUCUCUUCCUGCUGUCCAGUAGCGACCCUGUCGGCGCAGAAACAAACAUCCAAAACGCUCAUGAUACAUGGCUGCAGAUGGGAAUCAAGUGCACCUGGAAGUGCUGGAAGAACUCUCCUCACGUGCUGCACUACAUGCACCAUCCAGAAGAGUACCGCGACCUGCUGCUAGCUCACCUGCGCGAACAUACAACAGUACUCCGCGAGAGAGCCUCUGAGAGACACCAUGACAGUAUCCAUGAAAAGAAACGAGCUACCGCCUAACUACUCUGUGAUAAUUUACUUCGUAUUUUUAUUAUUUAACUUCGACUUAAAUUCGGAUUUUUACUAAAUAAAAUCUAAUUUUAAAGAAAUUCAGACCAAUCCUUACGUAACUUUAAUUUAGGUUAAGGUUUGUGGUUAUGAAAAACUUAUAAAAACAUAUUUAGUAU